GACGACCUAUGUAAAAGUUCAAUAUCGCUAAGUAAUAUUGUUAUAAGCAAUUCUAACUACACGAUUGUAUUUUCGUUUCGCGCUCAUUCGCGGUGUUUUAUUUAGUGCGUAUUUUUACUCGUAUCGUUUUUUUUCCGUUUUUUUUUUUUUUGUUCUCCGACAUGGACGGUGGAAACACAACCGAUGUGAACAGCGGAGCGGACGAUUCCGAGGACGUCACCAGGAUCCCGUUACUGCUGGAAUUCGACGAAACGGAAACGGUGAUGGAACCGUUAAUCGCGGAUAAUGACUUAUCGGAAGCUGAAGUGGAAAUCAGAACACAGGAAGAGCCGGCACAAGAGGUGUUGGCGACAAUGCCGUCGGCGGACCUGCCCGUCGCCACUGCGGUCGUCGUUCGGCUGGGUUCAGGGGCGGACGACGAUCUGUCCGCGGCGGCGGAGGCGGAGGAUGACGCCGGAGCCGAAAACAUGGACCGUCGCCGCCGAGGCCGACGCCACCGGAGCCGGCGCAGUCGCGGCCGUCGCAGCCGGAGCCGGAGCCGACGCAGACGGAGCCGACGCGGCCGGAGUCGUAGUGACCGGAGCGAAAGCGAAAACAGCGAAAUGACCGUCGUCGUGGAGAUCGUCGACGAUGACAACGUGCCCACCGAACGGGCGGCCGACAGAAGUCGCGGUGGCCGGAAAGCGUCCCGGGGCAGAGGCGGCGGUCACGGUCGCAAGGCCGGCGGUCGCCGUGGAGUCGCCAAGAGGGCAGUGACCCGCGGCGCCAGGAAGUCUACCAAGCGCGGUCGCAGAGGCCGGAAGACCGCUGGCGGCGAGCCGGCGCGGAGGACGUUGUGGACCGACCGCCUGCGUUCCCGCAAAACUCGUCGACAACAGAAAGCGGGGCGAUCGAAAUAAAAUCCGUCGACCGUCUGCUGGUUCCGUUACGGCGUGAUAUACAUAAUCAUAUAUAAUAUAAUAAAUAAUAUAAAUUAAAAUGUAA
Messenger RNA from Aphis gossypii (cotton aphid), 984 nucleotides. RefSeq names its product U1 small nuclear ribonucleoprotein 70 kDa-like. The transcript has a single exon. Bases 162 to 899 code for a protein of 245 amino acids. The record is from RefSeq and is a predicted model, not a curated record. Lineage: Eukaryota; Metazoa; Arthropoda; Insecta; Hemiptera; Aphididae.